Messenger RNA from Beta vulgaris subsp. vulgaris (sugar beet), 933 nucleotides. RefSeq lists its product as hypothetical. Gene Ontology annotation, cellular component: chloroplast. The coding region runs from base 23 to 739 and encodes 238 amino acids. Lineage: Eukaryota; Viridiplantae; Streptophyta; Magnoliopsida; Caryophyllales; Amaranthaceae. Gene Ontology annotation, molecular function: RNA binding. The record is from RefSeq and is a predicted model, not a curated record. The transcript has 3 exons.
AGGCAUUUUGGAUAAAAAAAAAAUGGCAACCACCGCAACAGUAGCUCAAUUCUUCCUCCACCGGCAUAUCUUCCGCCCACUAUGCGCAGUUCCUUUCUCUCUCCUCCACCGACCAAAAAAACUAUCUUUCUCUCUCCUAAAACCUCAAAAACACCCAUUUUUACCCCCACUUUUUUGCACCCUUGAAGAAAACAAAAACCUUAAUUUCGACGAUUUUAAGGAUAAUGAAGAAAACCCAGUUACUAAAAUUCAAGAAGAAAAUCCAGUUGUUAAAAUUCAUGAAAUUAAGGAAUAUAAAGAAUUGCCUAAUUUGACAGUUAAGGAAAAAAAGGAUCUUUGUUCUUUUGCAAACAGUUUGGGAGAUAAGCUUAAAUCUCAACAAGUGGGGAAAUCUGGUGUUACUGAUAAUGUUGUUUUUGCUUUGUCUGAAACUCUUGAAGCUAAUGAACUUCUUAAGCUUAAGAUACACAGAACCUGUCCAGGUGAGAUGGAAGAUGUUGUUAAGCAGCUAGAACUUGCUACUGGAUCUGUUGUGGUUGGCCAGAUUGGCCGAACUGUCAUUUUCUAUCGCCCAAGCAUUACAAAGUUAGAGGCUGAGAAGAAGAGAGAACAUUCUCGUAAAGUAUUUGCUCAGAGGAGGGAGAAGGCGCAGGCUGCUUUCAUGAAAAGAGAACAAUUACCAAGACGGCCAGGACGAGGUCAGUAUGGAAGUCGAAGAUCUGAGAAUAUUGCUUCAUAGCUUAGCUUUUAAAUCUUGGGAGCAAUAGCAUCUCACUUCAUCAUAGUGUAGAUUCAUGUUUUUCCUAAUUAGAGCUGCAAUUCUGUAAAAUUUUGAGUACUUUAAUGCUUUUGUAUACUUGAAACCCUUAUUAGGAAGUGAAAAUAUAUUAAACUUCUCACUUCUCAGAUAUGAAUUAAGAGUUUCUCACUGUA